This is a messenger RNA of Cyphomyrmex costatus, 660 nucleotides long. RefSeq lists its product as uncharacterized. NCBI's taxonomy places the organism in Eukaryota, Metazoa, Arthropoda, Insecta, Hymenoptera, Formicidae. The transcript has a single exon. The record is from RefSeq and is a predicted model, not a curated record. Bases 1 to 660 code for a protein of 219 amino acids.
AUGGAUCAAACCGAACGAAAUUUCGAAGUUCAUAUAAUUGAUGCUACACUUCUUGUUAAACGUUCAAAAAUUUCACCUGGUAUGUUGUUAGCACGUGCCAAAGCUCUUGCGAAAACCACAGCAAAAUACCCCCUCACACGUGUCGAAGUGAAACCUAUAUCUAUACACAGUGGUAUAUACGGUGAAACGCUCGACAAUGUGAUAUUAGGCCAAAUACCGAAACGUUUAAUUAUCGGUUUUGUCGAUAAUAGAGCAUUUAACGGUAAUCGUAUGCUGAAUCCUUUUAAUUUUCAUCAUUACAAAAUUAAUUUUUUAUCUCUGUACGUGGAUGAUACACAAAUACCUAGCAAAUCGUUACAACCCGAUUUUACAAAGGAGAAAUUAUAUAUGAAGGCCUAUCACACUCUUUUUUCUGGAACAGGAAUUCAUUUUUUAAACGAGGGCAAUGCUAUUUCUCGUAAGAAUUAUCCAAACGGUUAUUGUCUUUUUGCAUUUGAUCUUACACCGGACCUUUCAGCAAAUGAUACUACGCAUUGGAAUUUAAUGAAGCAUGGUAAUGUUAGAAUCGAAGUUCGUUUCGAAGAAGCAUUAGAAAAUACGAUAAAUUGUAUUAUUUAUGCCGAAUAUGACAAUAUUAUGGAGAUUGAUGCAUCAAGAUAG